This is a messenger RNA of Rasamsonia emersonii CBS 393.64, 7320 nucleotides long. RefSeq names its product Lovastatin nonaketide synthase. The transcript has 4 exons. Gene Ontology annotation, biological process: fatty acid biosynthetic process; secondary metabolite biosynthetic process. NCBI's taxonomy places the organism in Eukaryota, Fungi, Ascomycota, Eurotiomycetes, Eurotiales, Trichocomaceae. The record is from RefSeq and is a predicted model, not a curated record. The coding region runs from base 1 to 7320 and encodes 2439 amino acids. Gene Ontology annotation, molecular function: fatty acid synthase activity; phosphopantetheine binding; 3-oxoacyl-[acyl-carrier-protein] synthase activity.
AUGCCGUUCAUCGAUGCAGAGACUGCCCCUGCCCGUCCCCUCAAUGGCGAUCUCCGGCUCGAAGGAGACAAGGUGAUGCCCAUCGCCAUCGUGGGCAUCGGUGGACGGUUUCCUGGCGACGCGGCCAACCCAGAGAAGCUCUGGGAGCUCCUGUGCCAGGGCCGCAGCGCCUUGAGCGAGGUCCCCAAGGAUCGAUUCAAUAUCGACGCCUUUUAUCAUCCGCACGCUGAGCGCGCGGGGACACAGAAUUUCCGCGGCGCCCACUUCAUGAACAGGGCUCCUGAGGCGUUUGACGCGCCCUUCUUCUCCAUCACGCCCAACGAAGCCAAGGCCAUGGAUCCGCAGCAGCGGAUGUGUCUGGAGGUGGCUUAUGAAGCUAUGGAAAACGCGGGGAUCAGGAUGGAAGACGUGGUCGGUUCGGAUACGUCCUGCUACGUCGGUUGCUUCACACAGGACUACAACAAUAUGAUCUCACACGAUCCUGAGACAUUUCCUGCCUAUUUCCCCACAGGCGUGGCGGCUGCCUGUCUCUCAAACAGGGUCUCGUGGUUCUAUGACUUGCGCGGGCCCAGCAUGACGAUCGAUACGGCAUGCUCCUCGUCGCUGGUGGCCCUGCAUCUCGCCUGUCAGAGUCUGCGGACAGGAGAGUCGAAAAUGUCCCUCGUCGGCGGUGUCAACUUUAUGUGCACGCCCGAGUACAACACGACCAUGUCGACUCUCCACUUCCUCACUCCUGACAGCAAGUGCCAGACCUUUGAUGAAAAGGGCAACGGCUACGCUCGCGGCGAGGGAACCAGCUUCGUCGUCCUCAAGCCGCUGGAGAGGGCGCUCCGCGACAACGACGUGAUCCGAGCAGUGAUCCGCAACACGGGCUGCAAUCAGGAUGGCAACACGCCCGGCAUCACCCUACCCUCAGCCGAGGCGCAAGCCACCCUCAUCCGCCGUGUGUACGAGGAUGCUGGCCUCAACCUCGCGGACACAGGGUAUUUUGAAGCCCAUGGCACCGGGACCGCUGCCGGCGAUCCCAUUGAAACGAGUGCCUUGGGAGCAACCUUUGGCAAGGCUCGACCUCCGGACAAGCCGCUAUGGGUGGGUUCUAUCAAGGCCAAUAUCGGCCAUCUCGAGGGGGCGAGUGGAUUGGCUGGCGUCACUAAGGCUCUCUACGUUCUGGAAAAGGGAUUCAUUCCUCCCCAGGUCUGGUUGGAAACACUCAACCCGCGGAUCAAGCUGGAUGAAUGGAACCUCGCCAUCCCGCGUGAGCUGACUCCCUGGCCGUACGAAGGCCUACGGCGGGUCAGCAUCAACUCCUUCGGGUUCGGAGGCGCCAACGCCCAUGCCGUUCUCGACGAUGCCUAUCAUUACAUGAAGGCCCGCGGAAUCAAGGGCUUCCACCACACUACUAUUCCGGGCACGGAUGCCUUGAGCUCAGAUCAUCGGUCGGACUCGGACAUCUCGCUCUCGUUGUCGGACAGUCACUCGACGGAGGGUCUCGCCAUCAUCAAAACAGAGCUCAACAAGUCCGUCCCCAAACUCAUCGUGUGGUCCGCACACGAGCAAGGCGGCAUCAAACGCAUCGCCGACGCGUACGGCGGGUACGUCGAGGGGAGGCUGGAGUCGCUUGACGCCACCCAGGCCGAAGAAUUGUUGGAGGACGUUGCCUACACGAUGGCGGAACGACGCAGCAUUCUGCCGUGGAAAUCAUUCACCAUCAGUUCCUCGGUCCAGGAGCUCCGCGCGGGCCUGGACGAUGCAGCCAAGCCUAUCCGGUCAUCAGUUGUCCCCAAGUUAGGCUUCGUUUUCACAGGACAAGGUGCACAGCAUUGGGCCAUGGGACGAGAACUGUGGGCGUACGAUGUCUACUCGGAGAGUCUUCGCGCCGCGAGCACCCAUCUCACCUCUAUCGGCUGUCCGUGGUCGCUGGUAACAGAGCUCUUCCAGGACGAGAAAUCGUCCAAGAUAAACGAGCCCAUGUACGGUCAGCCCAUCUGCACGGCAGUCCAGAUUGCCCUGGUCGAUCUCCUUCGCCACUGGGGCAUCACUCCGUUGGCCGUAGUCGGCCAUUCGAGCGGCGAGAUUGCGGCCGCAUACGCCAAGGGCGCGAUUUCUCGCGAGGAUGCCAUGACGAUCGCCUACCAUCGAGGCCGUCUCUCCAACCUGCUCUCUGAGCUCCCGCCCCGGCUCCGGGGCGGCAUGCUGGCCGCGGGCGUGGGCGAAGAGGAGGCCCGGCCUUAUCUUGAGAAAGCUACCAAGGGCCAGGCCGUCGUGGCGUGCAUCAACAGUCCCUCCAGUGUGACAAUCUCGGGUGAUUUGGCUGCAAUUCUGGAGAUCGAGGCCAUGAUGAAAGCCGACGGCCGGUUUGCUCGCCGACUCAAGGUGGAAACCGCCUACCACUCGCCGCAUAUGCGCGGCAUCAGCGCGCAGUACCGGGAUUCGCUCGAGAAGAUCCAGCCACUGCCAGAGGAUGACCAAGCGCCCAGGAUGUUCUCGAGCGUCACGGGCGGACUUGUUGAUAACUCCCACCUGGGACCCGAGUACUGGGUGUCCAACAUGCUCAACCCCGUGCGUUUCUCCCAGGCAGCCCAGGCGCUUCUGGAACACUCGGAGAACCGCAAGCGAAAGCGGGCCAAGGUCAAGCCGUAUGUCGAUGUCCUGGUGGAAGUCGGCCCUCAUAGCGCCCUCCAGGGCCCCAUCAAGCAAAUCCUCAGCGCGGCCGGCGCGGACUGCCUGUCACUGUCCGUCUUGACCAGGGGUCAUGACGCUGCCCGUUCAACGCUCGAGGUCGUGGGCCGCUUGUUCCAGCAGGGAUAUCCCGCCCGGAUCGGAGCAGCGAAUACACCAUGCCAGGGCACCAGCAAGCCAAAGUUGCUCGUCGACCUGCCCCCAUUUCCCUGGAACCACACAAACAAGUACUGGCACGAGUCCGCGCUGGCGUACAACUAUCGAUUCAAGAAACUGCCCCGCAAGGAUCUUCUUGGCCUUCUGGACGACGAGGGAAACCCGUCCGAACCUCGCUGGCGCAACUUCUUGCGUCUAUCGGAGAACCCGUGGAUCGAAGAUCACUCCGUCCACAACACCCUUCUGUAUCCCGCCGCGGGCAUGAUGGUGAUGGCCUUGGAAGCGGCGGCGCAGAUCGCUGAUCCGGACCUGGAGGUCGACGGUUACGAGUUGCGAGACAUUGUUGUCGGGAACGCGCUCAUCGUGCCUCGCGAUGAGGAAGGGGUUGAGACGAUGCUGCACCUCCGGCCGUGGCGGAUGGGUUCACAAGCGACCACCUCGGCAUGGCACGAGUUCACGAUCUACUCGCGACCCGGAAGGGAGGCUUGGUCGCAGAACUGCACGGGCUUGUUGACCGUCCGGUACAAGAAUGGUCCGCCAAACUCCAUCUUUGCCGACGAGACCCGGCUGUCGAACGCCAUGCACCGGGAGCGAUACGAGCAGGCAUGCCGGGAAUCCACGACUUCCGAGUCGGCCCAGCAGUUCUAUGACCAUCAGUUUGAGAUCGGGCUCCAGCUUGGCGAGACAUUCCGCAAUCUAGUCGAGAUCAACAAGGGCGAGAAUCAGAGUGCCUGCGUGGUCCGGAUCCCGGACAUGGCCAGUACGAUGCCGCACAAUUUCAUCCACGACCACGUCAUUCACCCCUGCACGCUGGACGCGAUCGUCCAAACGCUGCUGCCGACAGUCGAAGGGCCCAAUGAAAAGAUGAAGGUGGCCGCAAUCCCGACGUACAUUGAGCGGCUGUUCGUCUCGGCGGACAUUCACUCCACGCCAGGGGACAUCUUCCAGACGUACAGUCUGGCCGGCUACACGGGUCUGAAGGAAGCAGAGGCCUCCGUCUAUGCGUCGACCAAGGGCUGGGAGAAGCCUCUGGUUAUAUUCGAGCGGAUUCGGGCCACACGCCUCUCCGCCAUGACUGAUGUGGCCGCGGCUGGGGAGGCGAAGGCCCGUCUGCGCAAGAUCGCGGGUGAGUUUCGGUGGAAGGAAGACAUUUCGAACCUGGAGAACGACGACAUCCAGGCGUUGUGUGCGGCUGGAACCGCUUCUCCACUUGUGAAUUUCCUGCAACUGGCGGCGCACAAGAACCCAGCCAUGAAGAUCUUAGAAGUAGGCGCGGGCGACGCGGUCGUGACGGAGCAGAUUCUGAACGCUCUCGCCGGCAGGAACGGAGAGUCGACGCCAUGGUUCGCAUCUUACCUGGCCACGGCAGCUAAGCAGGACGCGGUCAAUGAGAUGAAUGCCAAGUUCGGCAUAUGGGAACCGUACGUGGCAACAAAAGUGCUGAGGAUUGAUCACGAUCCCGUGGAACAGGGCCUGCAGAAGGGCAAUUUCGACUGUAUUGUGGUGACGGAUCUCUCUACGGCAGCUUCAUCUCUGGAAGAUGCCAUCAUAAAUGUCCGGCUCUUGCUCAAAGCCGGUGGCAAGCUGAUCGUCUCUGGUCCCGAGGCAUCGACUCUGGAAGAAGCCACGCUGUGUGCUCACGACUUCAGCGGAGCUGACUGUUUCUGGCCUGCAGAACAAUCUUCCCCCGUCUUGCUCUCCACGGCACAGGGAGCAGCCGUCCGGGAUGUACCAAGCGACGUGCUCAUCAUCCAGUCCAACAACCCCAGUGCACAAGAAAGGGCGCUUUCGAACAAGCUCGCGGGCCAAAUGGAAAGACUGGGAGUUUCUGUUUCGACCAGCCGCUUCGAUGGAGUGCGCGAUAUGGAGUUCUCGGGGAAGGCCUGCAUCAUGCUCGCCGAACUCGAGACGCCCUUGCUCUUCGGGAUCGGAGCUGAUGAUUUCAAAACGGUGAAGAGCAUCAUCUUGGAUUCAGCCAGUCUGACCUGGGUCACCUGUGGCGGAACCAUCGACUGCGAGAACCCGGGUCUGUCGUUGAUCACCGGCCUGUCGCGAACCAUUCGUCAGGAACAACUGGGCAUUGCCUUCUGCACCGUCGACCUCGACCCGGCCAUUCCGGUAGAUACAGACACCAACGCCAGCUUCGUCAUCAAAGCCAUGCGCGAACUGUCCGUCAUGGAAGGGGACCGCGAGUUUGCCGUCCGGGCGGGCCACAUGAUGGUUCCCCGCGUGCAUCUGGAACAGGGGACCAACGACCUGAUCUCGUCCAUGACCGUCGAGCGCAAACCGGAACUCGCGCCGUUUAAGCAGCCGGACCGGGCGUUGACACUGACCAUCGGGGUGCCGGGGAUGAUGGAUACUCUCUUCUUCAAAGAUGACGAACGCUAUCGCCAACCGCUGAAGGACGAGGAUGUCGAGAUCGAGGUGCGGGCCAGUGGGCUGAACUUCAUGGACAUCAUGGUGGCUAUGGACCAGAUCCAAGAACCGGCCGUCGGUCUGGAGUGCAGCGGCGUCGUGACGCGAGUUGGACCGGCGGUGACCAAGUUCAAGCCCGGCGAUCGAGUGAUGACAUGGCUGCUGGGUGCCUUCAGCAACUACGCCCGCAAUGCGGAAUCGAUGUUCCAGCCGAUCCCGAUUGGCAUGACGUUUGAGACGGCGGCAUCGAUCCCGAUGAUCUACUGCACGGCCUACCAGGCGCUGGUAGAGGAGGCACGCCUGCAGAAGGGGGAGAAAGUGCUCAUCCACGCGGCUGCUGGUGGUGUCGGCCAGGCAGCUGUGAUGAUCGCGCAGCAUGUUGGGGCCGAAGUGUUUGUGACGGUGGGUUCGCAGGCCAAGAAGAAGCAUCUCAUGGAGCACUACGACAUCGCGGAGGAUCACAUCUUCAACAGCCGCGACCUCAGCUUUGCCGAGGGAGUGAUGCGAGUGACGAGCGGAAGGGGGGUUGACGUGGUGCUGAACUCGUUGGCGGGUGAAGCGCUACGACAGUCCUGGCUGUGCCUGGCGUGGUUCGGACGGUUUGUCGAGCUGGGCAAGAAGGAUAUCACCGGAAAUACGGGACUUGACAUGGGUCCUUUCUUGAAAAACGUAUCGUUCCACUCGGUCAAUGUGAUCGGGACGCUGCGCGAGAGCAUCCAGCGGGCAUCGCAGCUGUUCGAGAAGACGAUGGCGUUUAUGCAUGCCAAGCAUUGCCAACCAGUUGUUCCCAUCAACGUGAUGAGCUAUUCUCAGAUCGAGGAAGGAUUCCGCCUCCUCCAGAGCGGCAAACACAUUGGAAAAGUGGUUUUCAAGGUGCACGACGACGACAGGGUCAUGACGGUGCCUCGCCCGGUGAAGGCGGCUGAAUUUGAUGCCAACGCGACGUACGUUCUGAGCGGUGGUCUUGGGGGACUGGGCCGCAGUCUGUCACUGUGGAUGGUCGACCACGGCGCCAGGAACCUGGCGUUCUUGUCUCGAUCGGGGGCCGCGAAGCCGGAAGCGCAGGCGUUGCUCAACAAGCUGGCCGAGGAGGGGGUGCGGGCAGUGGCCUAUGCCUGCGAUAUUGGAAAUGCGGAGGAGGUCCAGACAGCAAUUACUCGGUGCCAGGAAGAGAUGCCUCCGAUCCGGGGGGUUAUCCAGGCGGCCAUGUCGUUGGCUGAUGCUGCGUUUACACAAAUGACCCCGGAGCAAUGGUCGCUGAGCGUGAAUCCCAAAGCUCCAGGAACGUGGAAUCUCCACCGCUUCCUGCCCAAGGACAUGGAUUUCUUUGUCAUGCUCUCGUCGUCAUCCGGCGUGGCCGGGACUCGUGGGCAGGCCAACUACGCGGCUGGCAACACGUUCUUGGACGCCCUCGCUCAUCACCGACACGCGCGCGGUCUUCCUGCGGUCUCGUUCGAUGUCGGCCCCGUCACCGGGAUUGGAUACGUGGCGGAGAACUCGGAACUGAUCGACAGUCUCGCUGCGCAGGGCUAUGUGGCGCUGAAGGCGGACGAAUUCAUGGCGGUGCUGCAGGCCGCCAUCACGGGGGAGACGGUCAACGGACAGGCCACGCCGCGACAGGUCAUUACAGGGUUUGCCACGGGAGGGUACGUGGCCGCGCAAGGCUGGGAGCAUCCAUACUAUCUGGACGACGCCAAGAUGACGCACAUCGUGCACGUCGAUGCGGCGGAAGCAGCGGGGUCGGCCGACUCGGGCCUGGGCUGGCAGACGCAGCUGGGCCAGAUCAGCAGCGUAAGCGCGGGGGCGGAUCUCGUGGCAGCCGCGCUGGGCGCGAAGCUGGCCAAGCAGAUGAUGGUGGCAGCGGAGGACAUCGACCCGUCGAAGCCGGUCAGCGCGUACGGCGUCGACAGCUUGACGGCGGUGGAGAUACGGGCGUGGAGCUUCCGCGACCUGCAGGCGGACAUAUCCAUCUUCGACAUUAUGAGCAACGUGCCGAUCGCGACGCUGGCGCGGACGAUCGUGAGCAAGUCGAAGUUUGUGCCGAAGGGAGUUGUCGAGGCUGAUAAUUAA